Molecule: messenger RNA, 2216 nt
Organism: Arachis duranensis
Lineage: Eukaryota; Viridiplantae; Streptophyta; Magnoliopsida; Fabales; Fabaceae
Product: pollen receptor-like kinase 1
Exons: 4
Coding region: 64-1926 (620 amino acids)
Biological process (GO): protein phosphorylation
Molecular function (GO): protein kinase activity; ATP binding; protein binding
Source: RefSeq, a predicted model, not a curated record
GAGCCCUUUCCCAAGGGCGUGCACGCGGCACCUCUCCUUGUGCGUGUGCCAACCCCUUCCACUAUGGCACUCAUCCUCGUCACCGCCGUCGUCGCCAUCCUCAUGAUGCACAGCGUGGCCAUCGGCGCCUCCGACACCGACCUCCUCCUCAAGUUCAAGGAGUCCCUUCAGGUAAACAACGACGCCUUAUCGUCAUGGAAUUCAACAACGCCUCCAUGUAACGGAGCGAAGGCGAAUUGGCCUCACAUUUUGUGCUAUAACGGGAACACAUGGGGGAUAAAGCUCGAGAGGAUGGGGAUCAAAGGAUCCAUCGAUGUGGACGCCUUGAAGGGUCUACCAUAUCUGAGGACACUUAGUCUCAUGCACAAUAAUCUUGAAGGCUCGUGGCCGGAGCUCAACAAAUUGCCGGGAUUGAAGGCGAUCUAUCUUUCCGAUAACCAUUUCUCCGGAGAGAUUCCGACCGAUGCCUUCGCCGGUUUGCAAUGGCUGAAGAAGAUUUACUUGUCCAAUAACAAGUUUAGUGGUCCGUUGCCAAGUUCGUUAUCCACAAUGCCAAGGCUUAGAGAGCUGAGGUUGGAGGGAAACCAAUUCAGUGGAAAUAUUCCGAGUAUGCCACCGACAUUGAGAUCAAUGAGCCUCGCUGAUAAUAAAUUACAGGGACAAAUACCUUCCGAUUUGACCAAGUUUCCUCGUGCAUCUUUCGCCGGUAACAAAAAGUUAUGUGGAGCGCCAUUACGUAACAAAUGUCCGUCGAAUAAGACAUCAUUAGCGAGCAUAAUAGUGCUUGCUAUAUUUGCUGCGGUGGCAAUAUUUGUGAUUGCAGCAGUGAUAGUACUCCUUCUUCACAGAAAAAAACAAAGACAACAACGCAGAGAGCCUUCUUCUUCAUUCGAGAGUCCAUCAAUACCGUCAAGCUUCCACAAGAAAGUAGGAGAUCUUUCCGAUGAUGGUGGUAGCCACAGGUCUUUAAGGUCAACUGGAUCUUCCCGUGGAAGCAAGAAACAUAGCAUGAGGUUGUCAUUUGUGAAGAGGGAGGAUGACAGGGAAGAGUUUGAUAUGCAAGAUCUUUUGAAGGCCUCUGCUGAAAUUUUGGGCAGUGGUUGUUACAGUUCAUCCUAUAAGGCUUCUUUGUUAAGUGGACCAAUGGUGGUUGUGAAAAGAUUCAAGCAGAUGAACAAUUGCAAUAAGGAAGAUUUUCAAGAACACAUGAGAAGGAUUGGGAUGUUGAGUCAUCCUAAUUUGCUUCCUUUGGUAGCUUACUACUACAGAAGGGAAGAGAAGCUCUUGAUUACUGAUUUUGUUCCUAAUGGCAGCUUGGCUGUUCGCCUUCACGGACACCAAGCAUUGGGGCAACCAAGCCUUGAUUGGCCAACAAGAUUAAAGAUAGUGAAAGGCAUAUCAAAAGGUCUUGAAUAUCUAUACAAAGAGAUGCCAAGUCUAAUAGCACCACAUGGACAUCUAAAAUCAUCAAAUGUUCUUCUAAAUGAAAACUAUGAACCAGUCCUAACAGAUUAUGGUUUAGUGCCGGUGAUUAAUCAAGAGCUUGCAUCAGACAUUAUGGUAAUUUACAAGUCACCAGAGUAUUUGCAACAAGGCAGAGUUACAAAGAAGACUGAUGUUUGGAGCCUUGGGAUCUUAAUCUUGGAGAUCCUAACUGGAAAAUUCCCAGCAAAUUUCUUGCAACAAGGGAGAGGGAGUGAAUUGAGCUUAGCAAAUUGGGUUGAUUCAGUUGUUCCUGAAGAGUGGAGUAGUGAGGUUUUUGAUAAAGAAAUGGGUGCAAGCAAAGAAAAUGAGGUUGAGAUGGCAAAGCUAUUAAGGAUUGCAUUGGCUUGUUGUGAAGCUGAUGUUGAAAAGAGAUUGGAUGUCAAAGAAGCUGUGGAUAGAAUCCAAGAGGUGAAGGAGAGUGGUGAAAUUGAUCUUAAUUAAUAAUAAUAUAUAAUGGGGGAGAUUAAUUAAUAUAUGAGUUGAUCUUCUUAAUUAUGAUAUGAAUAUGAUGAAGCUGACAACAAAGUCUUGUUUCAAAGGCUAAGUGAGAUUAGAUUAUGAUGAUGAUUUGGAUCAGGAUGUGUAGAUGAUGAUUACAAUUGGGUUUGAGAAAAAAGUGUGCUAGGCAUGAAAGAAUUGGUUGGAAUGGUUCAUCCAUGUAUUUAGUUUGUAUCAUUAUUGGGUUUUCCAAAUUUGUUUAUUCUUUUAAAACUUUUUCUUUUUUCUUUCUU